AUGCCCAAGGCCUACUUUGUCAACAAGCGCGAGGCAGCGCGCGCAUUUCACUCGGACAAUGACGACGACGACGAUGACGAGCUCGAACAGCUCGAUCUCGACGCCACGUUUCAGAAGGACAUGGUGCUCUUCUGCAUCGACGCCGGUCCAUCCAUGCACCGCAUCGAUCCCAUCACCAACACUUCGCCGCUCUACUCGGCUCUCAAAGCAGCCGCCUCGCUCAUGCAGAAGAAGCUCAUCUCGUCGCCUCACGACCACGUUGGCGUGCUCAUCUUCAACUGCGCAGAGACGCUCUUUCGCUCCGCAAAGCCAGGCGAGUACUACAAGGGCAGCUAUGAGCUCCAGUCGGUGCGUCAGGUCAACGUACCGGACACGUACAACCUCAAGGCGCUGCUGCAUGAGGCAGAGAACGACCCCAAGCAUCUACAGACCGUGCUGCCCCCAGCAGAAAAACAGAUGCGCAUCGACUGGGCGCUUGCCAAUGCCGGUGUAGCCAUGGUCACAGCGCCCAAUGCAGGAAGCAAGCGCGUGUUCUGGAUUACCGACAACGAUGAUCCACAUCCGAUGAGCAUCGAUCCCAAGGCGACCAAGGCGAGACGAGCGUGCCUCGACAAGAUGAACGAGUUUCGCAAGAUCGGCGUGCGCAUCGAACCCUUUUUCAUCAAUCCCAGCAAUACGACCGCGCAGACAGCCUCGCAGGCCUCGUCGAGCGAUCUCACGCGUAGCUUCGAGAUCAACAAGUUCUACGCCGACGUGUUUGCACACUACGACGACGACCGCGAAGACCAAGAUGACGAGGAUAGCGUGUAUCCUCGCCGUCUGCCGAAAGGGUUUGGCAGGACAGCUGCCGAUCAGCUGCGGGGCCAAGAGGUCAAGCGCAGUCUAUGGGACUCGAGCGUUCGCUUUCAGGAGCUGGAGGACGACAUUGCCACACGCGAAACACCAAAACGCGUCGUCUUCAACAUCCGAUUCGAGCUUGCCGCUCUUGACCCACCACCGUCAGCGUCCGAGUCGGCUUCUACAGAGACCGGUGCAGAAGAGAGGCUUCCGCAGGCACGCACGCGCGGACGCAAGUGGCAGAUCGGCGUCAAAGGCUACAGCCUCGUCUCUCGCACCACCAAGGGCAAUCCAGUCAAGGUUAUCGUAGACGACGAUUGUGGCGAGCUCAAGGAGGUGGUGACGCACCAGCACUACAUUGACGCCAACACAGGCAAGCCGCUGUCCAAGGAAGAGGUGAUCCCCGCUUUCCAGUUUGGCCCCUCUUCCAGUCUGCGCGGGCAGGUUACUUUCACCUCGCAGGAGCUGCGGAGCAUCAAGACGUUUGGCAUGCUACCGUGUCUCAAGCUGAUUGGGUUCAGGGACCGAGACGAGCUGCUCCGGUUCGAGUGGAACGUCAAACACGCCUAUUUCAUCUAUCCGUCAGAUGCCGAGUGGAAGGGAAGCAGGAAGACGUUUGCUGCGCUGCUCCAGUCGAUGGUCAAGAAGGGUAAGGUGGGGUUGGGACUGUUUAUGCCAAGGCAGAAUGUGGUUCCCGUGUUUGUAGCUAUUGUUCCGCAGGAGGAAGAGGUGAGUGCGGAUGGCCAGCAGAUUACGGCGCCGGGGAUGCACAUCAUCACGCUGCCGUAUGCCGAUGACGUGCGCGACAUUCCCACCAACCUGUUGCACACCGAGGACGCCAACGACACGCAGGUCGACAAAGCGAUCGCCUUCAUUGAGCGCUACCAGAAGAAGCAGCCGUUCAAUCCAGACCACUACCCGAACCCUGCCCUCAAUCACCACUACUCGGUUCUCAUGGCCACCGCGUUCCAAGAACCGCUCCCCAGCCAGCCCAACGACUUGACGGUGCCACAGUAUGCGACCAUCAAAAAACGCACCGCACACCUCAUUCAGGAAUGGCACGACGCCAUCAACGACGAUCCGCGCCUCAGCAUGGUCUCCACUUCGAGCAGCAAGCAGGCGCGCACCAGCACCAGUGUGCGCAAAACCAGCUUUGAAGAUGAUACCGAGAUCCUGGAGCUGUGGGGACAGGGCAAGCUGAGCGCGUAUACCGUCGACGAGUUGCGAUCGGUUUGUGAGUUUUACAGGCUGGACAAGAAAGGCAAGAAGGCGGAUCUGCUGGUGAGGAUCGAUGCGCACAUUCGGAAGCAGAAGAAGGGGUAG
Messenger RNA from Sporisorium graminicola, 2160 nucleotides. RefSeq lists its product as uncharacterized. Gene Ontology annotation, molecular function: double-stranded DNA binding; telomeric repeat DNA binding; DNA helicase activity. The record is from RefSeq and is a predicted model, not a curated record. Gene Ontology annotation, cellular component: Ku70:Ku80 complex; nucleus. Gene Ontology annotation, biological process: cellular response to X-ray; cellular response to gamma radiation; telomere maintenance. The transcript has a single exon. Bases 1 to 2160 code for a protein of 719 amino acids. NCBI's taxonomy places the organism in Eukaryota, Fungi, Basidiomycota, Ustilaginomycetes, Ustilaginales, Ustilaginaceae.